GGGAGGCUGUCAUUGGUCUAUAUUUACCAACUUAAGAAUGAGAGAGCRGUGUGUUGUCCACAUAGUUGGCACCAAAGGACACUUUUGUGUCCAGGGUCACCCUCACCUUUUCUUCUACCGAAACACAGAGAGAGUGAAGUGGAUGGGGACAGACAGUGAGAGGUAAUAACGAGAGGUGAGACAAGGUGAGGAACAGAAAGGCAGACAAAAGAAAAAAGGAAUACUGUCCUACAUUUCUCAGCAACCCAGAAAAAAAAAUCUUUGAAAGAUCAAAAACAAAGGGUCCAUAUUGGUGUAGGUUACCAUGGAAACCAAGACGGUGAUGCUACGAGAGCAGGAGCAGCAGUCAUCCCAGAUGUCUCACGGCAUGCAGCUGUCUUCAGAGAUGAAGAAGAGAACGUUCACUUCCAGUGAUGAGGAAGCCUCCUAUGCCGGUUUGUAUCCUGUCAUUCCUGCUGAUUUGAUGUCUGUCAAGRAGAUCCUGGACCUAAACAACUUGCCCCGCCACAGGACAUGGGAAAUCCUGCAGGAAACUUUGGCUGCUGACGCGGAGUACCACAGGGAGAAGUGGACACGAUUUGGAAACGAGGCCGAGAGGGUUGAGCUGGACGUGAUCCGGAACCAACAUGUGUUGCGCACUCGUGUUGACAGAAUGUCACUUCGCAAACAGGCAGAAGAGAAGACAUCCGCCCACAUUCGGUUCUUGGAGAAACUGAGUCAGAGAGCACCAGACUUUGUGAUCCCUCUGAGGGCUCACGCAGUCUGGGAGGGGAUGACGGUGAAACUCUCCUGCACCACGCAGGGCUGCCCACCCCCCACACUAACAUGGUAUAAGGACGGUGAACCACUCAUAAUGUCUUCUCAGCCGUGGAAUUACAGCCUUCAACAAAGUUUUGGUCUCAACUCUCUGGAGAUCAGAAGGUGCUCUCCUGCGGAUGCUGGCGAGUAUAAAGUUGUAGCCAAGAGUCCCCUGGGUGAAGCUACAACCUUUGGAACAUUAGUGGUAAACUCGUAUCGAGGAGCCGUGGCUGGUUCAGAGCGCUCGCAGACCGUCGCCUCGCAGCUGCACCAAGAAGCCAAGUUUGGCACCUUCUUCCCCCCAACCUGGGUGAAGGAGGGUAACAGCUUCACCCUGCUGUGCACCUUCACAUCAGCUCUGCUCCCCUUCCAGCAGGAUGUCAGCUGGUUCAGAGACGGUGCACAGCUGCAUCAGUCCAGCAAUGUGGACAUUGAAACAUUUGACAACAAGUCCACCAUCACUUUAAGGGCGGCACACAAGGAGCAUGAAGGUGUGUACAGCGUCAGACUGAGGACCAGGGAUGGGAUCAAAGAGAACGCAGCUUUUGUUUACAUAUAUGACAAAUCGGCUGCAGUGAAGGGUGGUCCCGCGUCUCCCCUGGCAGUGGAGGUGUCUGAUGUCAACAAGGACUACGUCUUCCUCACCUGGCAGCCGCCCAGUGCAGACGRAGCUUCACCCGUGGAGGGUUAUUAUGUAGAAAGAUGUGUCCUUGGUCAGGGUGAGUGGGUGCGCUGCAAUGCUCGUAUUCAGAAACCGUGCCACUUCCCGGUGUUUGGCCUAGAGGAGGGAACCUUGUACCAGUUCAGAGUCCGUGCCGUGAACCAAGCCGGAGCAGGACGACCCUCUAAAGCCACGGAGCCCGUUCUUACUUUUGACACUCUGGAACACACCAGGACGAUGGUGRUCAGAGUGGAUGGAGGAAGGACCAUUACCAUUACAAAAGAUGAACUAGAAGGUCAGGUCAGAGCUCCUUUCCCUCCCACAAACGUGCACGCCUGCGAGGUGAGCGACACCUACGUGGUGCUGAGCUGGACCGAGCCCGAACCCAGAGGCAGGGAGCCGCUGACCUUCUACGUGGAGAGGCUUUGCCGUCUCCUCCUCACUCCGUCAUGGCCAUCAGAGACACGGACACCUCGGUGCUGCUGCAGUGGAAAGAACCAGAGAACACCUCUGACAUCCUGGGGUAUUAUCUGUACCACAGUGAAGCUGGCAAACAGGACUGGAAGACUAUAAAUAACAAGCCUGUAACUAAAACACGGUUUACGGUUCACGGCCUGAAAACUUGGAAGGAAUACGUGUUUCGGGUGAAGUCUGUGAGCCGAGCGGGGAACAGCAGAUAUUCAGAUGAGUCUCACCCCAUUGUGGUCAAAUCAGCUAUCAGUGUCCAACCUGACAAGCGGAUGUUUCUACCAGUUUCGUGUCUUUGCUGCCAACAUGGCCGGUGUGGGGAAACCCUCGAAUGCCAGUGAAACUUUUCUGUGUGAAAAGUGGACAAUGCCUGAACCAGGUUGCCCUCAUGACCUGGAGUUCCGGGAGGUAAGAAACGGCUCCUUGGUGCUCGUAUGGGCGACUCCGCUGUAUGAGGGUCGGAGUCCGGUCACUGGCUAUUUGCUGGAGAUCAGCCAGGGUGAUCGGUCAGACAACUGGACUGCACUGACUAAAAAGCCAAUCUCAGAAACACAUUAUAAGGUGUCGGGUCUUCAGGUGGGUCAGACCUACCGUCUCCGUGUGUCGGCUGUUAAUGAUGCAGGAGUGGGUCCAGCUUCUCUGCCCUCGGAGCCGGUCGCAGCUCAGACCAAACCAGGAACCAGAGACAUUGAGAUCGGUGUGGAUGAUGAUGGUUUUAUAUUUUUGGGUUACGAGGCUGUUGAGAUGAAYGACGAGAGCAAGUUUCUCUGGAGCAAAGAUUACACGGAACCCACUGAUGGCGAGAGAAUAAAAACUGAAACCAAACAGAACAGGUCAGUUCUCACCUUCACAGACCCGUCUGAGCAGGAUCUGGGUCUGUACACGGUGGAGCUGAGUGACGCGCCGCAGACAUCAUCCAGCUACGAUUUCACAGCCGAAGACCUUGAACGUCUGAAAGAACUCAGCUGCCAAGUCAGAAAUCCCCUGAUCGUUCUGAAGUCGGGCUGGCAGGUGGAGGUUUCUGAGAAGGGCGGCGUGCGUCUUUGGCUUCAGACUGAGAGUCUGAGUGAUUCUGCUGAGCUCCGCCUCAUCUGCAACGACCGAGAAAUCUCCAGCACUCCACACCGUCAGAUCAACUUGGACAAGGCCAAAGGUCUGGUGGAGAUACUGUUUGAUCAGCUCUCUCGGGACGACGAGGGCUCGUACACGGCCCAGCUGAGGGAUGGCCGCGCCAAGAACCAGUGCACUUUGGUCUUUGUGGAUCAAAAGUUUCGGGAGACGCUGGCCUUGGCCGACGCAAAUCGGCGGGACACUCAAAGAAAAUCGGGACCUUAUUUCCAGGAAUAUUUGACGUGGAGCGUGACUGAAGACUGUGAAUUAAUUAUAAAGUGCAAGGUCACUAACACGAAGAAGGACACGUCUCUGAAGUGGUUUAAGGAAAAUAUGGAAAUGAAGGAGUUUGUUUAUGAUCAGACAUCAGGAAUCAGCUCAGUCACCAUCCCACAGGUUACAAAGGAAGAAGCCGGCUCGUACAGAGCUGUGGUGUCAGAUGGCAGAGGAGAGGAUGUCAGCACCUUAGAGUUACUGAACGACGAGUAUGACAAGCUUCUCCAGCAUCUGAGUAAACAAUGCGCUCUGUCAGCUGGUCCACUGAGGAUUCAGAGCACCGCUGAAGGUUUCAGGCUCUACUGCUCACUCAAAUAUUACAUCAGCUUCCUGAAGACGAGCUGGUUCUUUAAAGAGAAAAGCAUCGAUCAGGAGGCCAGGACCAAGCCCGGCAGCAGCAUGCAGAAGGUCUGGAUUGAAAUCUCCAACCCAACAGAGAACGAUAAAGGCAAAUAUACGUUAGACAUGUGGGACGGCAAAGAGACGCACAAACGAUCGUUUGAACUGUCCGGRGACGUUUUUGCUGAAGCCUUGCUGGAGCACCAGAGGUUAAAGCAAUUAGCCAUCGCUGAGAAAAACCGCGCUAAAGUAACCAAAGGUCUUCCCGACGUCGUCGCCAUCAUGGAGGGCAAGUCUCUGUGCCUGACGUGCUUCAUCGAUGGCGACCCGGCCCCGGAGAUCUCCUGGCUUCGCAACGACCGGGAGAUUCUGGAUCAGGCUCGCUUCACCAUCGCCAAGGAGCCCAAACGCAGCUCCAUCACCAUCAACAAGGUCAACACGGAAGAUUCUGGAAAGUACAGCAUUUCUGUGCGCAACAAACACGGCUCUGAAACGGCCGAUGUGACCGUGAGCGUCUACAAGCAGGGAGAGACACCUCCGGCKAAUGCAGUGGAGAUGUUUUAAGGCUGCAAACUGUCUGGAUCUCUUCUUUUUUGGUUGUUUUUUAUAUAUCAACAUUAAAAAGUAGUUUUUGUUUUGAUUUGGUCAACAAAAUUGUGUAUUUAGCUGCCUGCUAGCCAGUUCUGAGUUUGAGUUUUUUUUCCCAUCAAUCAGAGAUCCAAUCAGUUUAUCAGUUGUGCAUUUGCAUUGCAGUGCAUUUAAUUUGAGUUUUUUUCCUGCCUGUGAUCCACGAAAACUGUAGCUGCAGGUUUGAACUUCUGGUGUGGCCGAUGUGUUGGUGAAGUGUUAUGAAUAAAGCCAUUUACAGUUAUGUUA
Messenger RNA from Austrofundulus limnaeus, 4528 nucleotides. It is a transcript of the gene myom3, whose product is annotated as myomesin 3. Gene Ontology annotation, cellular component: M band. The record is from RefSeq and is a predicted model, not a curated record. Gene Ontology annotation, biological process: sarcomere organization. Lineage: Eukaryota; Metazoa; Chordata; Actinopteri; Cyprinodontiformes; Rivulidae. Gene Ontology annotation, molecular function: protein binding.